AUGCAGAUAGCUUCAACCCACAACCAUCAAGGGUCUAGUGCUCAAAACCACGCGUCACGAACAGCUGAUCAAGAGCAUUUGUCAAGCUCGGGCUACGAUGGCCAGUUAGGACCUGUCUCAAGCAACCCAGACGAGGGUCUCAGGCAACGGCAAUUAAAACUGAGGAGAGAGGAAUUUGAAAACUAUGAAGUAUUAGAAGUUCCCGAAGGAGGUCAUCAAGCAUGGCUAGUAGUAUUCGGAUCGUUCAUGGGAUUAACUCCUGUUUUUGGUAUGAUCAAUUCUCUGGGAGCUAUUGAAUCCUAUAUUUCCAAAAACCAGCUUGUCAACGAAUCCUCUUCAAUGGUCUCGUGGGUUUUUUCUAUUUAUCUGACACUAACUUUCCUUGGGUGUAUUUUUUCCGGAGGUUACUUCGAUAGAAAUGGCGGAAAGGUUCCGAUGUGUUUAGGAACACUUAUGUUUACUGGUGCCAUACUAGGAACAGCAAAUUGUGAAACCCUUUGGGAGUUUUUAUUGGCUUUCUCCGUCUUGGGCGGGCUAGCUUGUGGAAUCUUAAUGACGCCAUUGGUAAGCUGUGUUGCUACAUGGUUUGUUGAAAAAAGGGCGAUCGCCACAAGUGUGGCAACCAUAGGGGGAUCUAUUGGCGGUGUUGUCUUUCCUUUAAUGCUGAGAUCUCUAUACUCUACUGUAGGAUUUCAAUGGGCACUACGAAUUUUGGCUCUUGUCUGCGUAUGCUGUCUCAUGUGUUCAAUUGCUUUCGCAAAGGAGAAAGAUAAAUCACAAGCAGAGCCAUUUAGUAACAGAGCAGAGGCGCUGAAAUGGUAUUUUGGUUCAGCAUUGAACUGGCGGUACUUUUGCGAAUGGAAAUUUCUCUUUGCAGCGUUGGGCAUGAGUUUUGCCGAAAACUCGUUAACUGCCUCUUCCACAUAUCUUGCUUCUUACUCUCUCGCCCAAGGGAACUCACAAGAAGUUUCUUAUGCUCUGAUUGCUGCAACAAAUGCUAUAGGGAUUCUAGGGCGCUAUAUCCCCGGUUACUUGGCAGAUAAGUAUACAGGAAGGUUCAAUAUGGUUAUAAUAACUGUAUUUUUCGCUGCUGUGUUCAAUUUAGCUCUUUGGUUACCCCUUGGAGGAAACGUUAACGCUUUGUGGGCUUAUUCUAUUCUUUAUGGGUUUUCUGCGGGCUCUAUUCUGUCGCUGACCCCUGUUUGCAUAGGCCAAAUAUCGAGAACGGCAGACUUUGGUAAGAGGUAUGCAUCCGCAUAUUUACUGGAGGCUCUAAUGACAAUCCCUGUCAUUCCUAUUGGUGGUGCGAUCAUAGGACCUGGAGAAAUUACGAACUAUAAUAAUUUCAUCGUGUACACUUCAUUAAUGAUGGUCGCAGGAUCUGCUUGCUUCGCAAUUUCGCGGCAUUUUUGCGUGGGUUUUACUUUGCGGAGGUUUUAG
This is a messenger RNA of Lachancea dasiensis, 1440 nucleotides long. The record is from the annotation of a GenBank genome assembly. Lineage: Eukaryota; Fungi; Ascomycota; Saccharomycetes; Saccharomycetales; Saccharomycetaceae.